AUGCCUAAUAUGCCAAACUAUUUUCAAUUCCUCACGUUGAUGGCUUUCCAUGUGUUCAUGAAGGAGAAGGUAGACGUGGCUAUUGUGGAAGUAGGAAUUGGUGGGGAGUAUGAUUCGACAAACAUCAUAGAAAAACCUAUGGUUUGCGGUGUAACGUCCCUGGGACUUGAUCAUCAAUCUAUCUUGGGAGAUACGAUCGAUAAGAUAUCUUGGCAUAAGGGGGGAAUUUUCAAGGAAAACACACCAGCUUUCACUGUGGACCAACCGGAGAGUGCAUUGGAUGUCCUGAAGAAUCGUGCCGAAAUAGUGAAUGCACCCUUUACUAAAGUUGAGACGCCAACACAAGAAUCAUAUAGUGGAAUCGAUAUUGGAUUAUCCGGAAAACAUCAACUUAAAAACGCGUCUUUAGCGAUCGAACUGUGUCGUAUAUGGCUUGACAAAAAAAGAAAUAUCAAACAUUAUGAUCAGAAGAUACCCCGUGAAUUUAUACCCGGACUCUCAGAGGUCAGAUUGCCAGGUCGAAAUCAGAUGCUUCAAUUAGAAAAGUAUCAAGGCAUAACUUGGUUUCUUGACGGUGCUCAUACAUUGGAGAGUAUGCGAGCUUGCAUGGAGUGGUUCAGGGAAACUGCGAUGACGAAAGAUGAUGAUGAAAAUCUUCUUGAGACUUAUCAAAUAGUCGCCAAAGAUGCAGACUACAAACCAAUCACUAAUUUCACGGCCGAAGAAGAAGAAGAUUCGAACUUACCUUUAGAAUAUGAUGCUGUAGAAUUAUUCGCACAUGGCGAUGACAUAUCCGUCGAGGAGCGUAUGUUGGAUUCAACGUUCGAGGAGUUUUUUGAUUUGGUGUCGGAUGGUGGCGAAAUAGACGAAUCCGCCGAUGAAGGCGAAGAUUUCUAUAACAUAAAUCCUGAGAAAGAUGAUAAGUCGAUCCUAUCGCACCAUAAAUCUUACCAGAGUAAUGAAGAAAAAGAGGAGCAUGAGUUUAAUCUUUCUUCAUCGUCAUGUAUCGAAACAAUGGGUGAUUAUAUCGACGAAGGGUCCGAAUUAGAUGACGGCUUGCCAACAUCAGAUUUGAACGAUUUCGACAACUUAAAACGGAGAUCAACCUUUAAACAAAAAGUCGCUUCUUUGCUGCGUAAUAUAGAGUACUCUGUUAAGCCCGACGAAGUUGAAGGAUUUCUCGAUGUAUCUGAUGAAUCAUCUGACGACGAUGACGAAGCGAACUUCACCCAUGAAGUGACAGAUUAUUUUGAAGAACCUGAGGAAAUGAACGACAAUGAGGAAAUUCUUUUUGAUAGCAUAGAGAAUAAGCUUGAUGACGAAUCGACUAUAAAUACGAGUCAAAGUGACGUUGACAUGGACCAUUCUAAAAACAUUGCUAUUGAGUUAAAUAAC
Acaulospora colombiana is the source of this 1395-nucleotide messenger RNA. NCBI's taxonomy places the organism in Eukaryota, Fungi, Glomeromycota, Glomeromycetes, Diversisporales, Acaulosporaceae. The record is from the annotation of a GenBank genome assembly.